AUGAAAAAAUAUAAAAUCUUGGCUUUACCUGGAUGGGAAAAUGAUGGAUUCAUUUUGAAAAAACAUAUGGGGGAAUUGCAUGAUUUGAUCUCAAAAUAUGUCGAAAUUGAGUAUCUGGAUCCUCCUUAUGAUGUUUCUAAAAGUAUGUUUCCCCUUCCUCCGUUAUUGGAUACUUAAGGAAGAAAAGUUUAUAGAUGGGGGAAUUAUUAUUUGGAUAUGUCAGAAGACAUUGAAAGAAUAAAAAAUAGAAUUCUUGAAAAUCCCAACAUUAUUGGAUUGAUGGGAUUCUCAUAAGGGGUCUUUAUAAUUGGAGAAAUUGGAUAACUUGCUUACACAGACUCAAGACUAGCAAAGCAGCUAAGGUUUCUUAUUUGCUUUUCGUCCAAUGGAAUAAAACCUCGUAGAAUUCAUUAUGAUAAAAAACAUCUAAUUACUAUACCUACUCUUCAGACUAUAGGUUCAAAGGAUUUUGCAUACCUGGAAUCGAUUAUUUAAACAACAGAAUAUUUGAAUUCUCAAAUCAUUUGGACAGAAUCAACUCAUAGAGUUCCAAUUUUAAGUUAUGAUUAGAAAAUUGAGUUAGCUAAUUUUAUCUCUGAUAAAUUGGAUCAGCCAAAACUCUGA
Paramecium tetraurelia is the source of this 624-nucleotide messenger RNA. RefSeq lists its product as uncharacterized. The transcript has 3 exons. The record is from RefSeq and is a predicted model, not a curated record. Lineage: Eukaryota; Ciliophora; Oligohymenophorea; Peniculida; Parameciidae. Gene Ontology annotation, cellular component: cytoplasm; nucleus.